AAAUGAGUGGUAUAUAUAUAUAUAUAUAUUAUAAAGUUGGGAGAAAAAAAAAAUUCAUUUGGCCAUUUCCAAUCCAUAUAGAUCUGCUCGUUUCUCGCUCCCGAUUCUGAGGAAAAGAAAACGAUUUCUCACGAGUUCAAAGCUUAACAACGGAGAGUCCUUUCAGGAUUUGAAGUUGAUAUUGAAUGGAGGGAAUUGGGGGCGACAGUGCAUCAGUUGCAUCACCUUUGCCUCAAUGGGGGCAUGAUGCUUGGAGGAUCUAUCAGUAUUAUCUGGAUAAGACUACUCCUCAUACAGCAUAUAGGUGGAUUGGAACUCUUGUUGUAGCAGCUAUCUACUGUUUGCGGGUCUAUUAUGUUCAAGGAUUUUACAUAGUUUCGUAUGGCCUUGGGAUCUACCUGCUGAAUUUGCUAAUUGGGUUUUUGUCCCCUCUGGUUGAUCCCGAACUUGAAGUUACUGAUGGGCCUUUGCUUCCAACAAAAGGUUCAGAUGAAUUCAAGCCAUUUAUUCGUAGGCUACCUGAGUUUAAGUUCUGGUACUCCAUGACCAAGGCUUUCUGCAUAGCAUUUGUCAUGACUUUCUUUUCGGUAUUUGAUGUCCCUGUCUUUUGGCCUAUAUUGCUUUGUUAUUGGAUUGUUCUCUUUGUCCUUACAAUGAGGCGUCAGAUUGCACACAUGAUCAAAUAUAAGUAUAUUCCAUUCAGCUUUGGGAAGCAGAAAUAUACUGGUAAGAAAGCUUCCCCAAGUAGCGAUGGCUCCCGUGUGGAUUGAAGCUUGGUUGGUUCACAGGUAUGCAGUCACUGCAAAACAAAAGUUGUCCCUGUGAAGGAGUGCUGACACCCCAUUAUUGAAACUUCAUUGUUUAUACUCAUGGUGAUGAAGAAUUUGAUCGAAGUUUUUGAUAUUAUUUGUACAACAUAGUAUUGUUUCUCUCCGCUGCUCUUCUACCUUACUAGUAACUAAUUAUUAGUGACAAAAGAUCAUAUUUCUUUUCAGGAGCUUUCUUUUGUACUCCAUGGGUAUUAUAAUGAAUACAUUUUCCA
Molecule: messenger RNA, 1042 nt
Organism: Gossypium raimondii (Peruvian cotton)
Lineage: Eukaryota; Viridiplantae; Streptophyta; Magnoliopsida; Malvales; Malvaceae
Product: protein RER1A
Exons: 5
Coding region: 186-770 (194 amino acids)
Biological process (GO): retrograde vesicle-mediated transport, Golgi to endoplasmic reticulum; protein retention in ER lumen
Cellular component (GO): Golgi membrane
Source: RefSeq, a predicted model, not a curated record